CAUCUCUGCAGCCUCGCAUCCUUUCCAAGUGCUGGUGAAAAUCGAUGCACAUCGAAUCAUGCCUCGUAUAGCGACUUGAGUGGGCCAAGGAUUAUCAUCUCAUCACGUCGGCCUUCUCCCCGCCCGAACUUGAUGGAUUCCCGCAAAUGCUUCAGGAUUGAGGGACAUUGCAGGCGGCGAUGCCUUCAGACACAAGACCUACGCCGCAUCGUUUUCUGCAUGGCCAGCGCAAAGCGCAGCCUCCAAGCAACGAGCAGGCUUCCACGCCCAGACCACAGGAUUCACGCUCCAUCGGAAACGAUGAAGAUGCUCCUCCUCGCAGUCAAUUCGCACCGCCGCCGCGCUUUGCUCCUGGCCGGUUGAGGUCCACUGCCCCAGAUCCAGCAUUAGUAUCGCCACCCAAAUCAACCUUUGUGAAAGCGCUGAAAGCGAGCGCCCGCCCAACCGAGGAUGUUCAAGAUGUUCCAGAUGGGAAUGAUGAGGAUGACGAGAUGCUAGAUGGCGGAGAUGUAGCACAGCACGCGAAAGGGCAAGAUGAUGCGCAGUGGAGUAUCGAGACGGUGCUCUCGCCCAAGCGACGUCGAGUGGAUUACGAAGAGGAAGCAACAUCAACCGCAUGGCCUCGAUUCAAGCAGGCAGGGGCUCUGACAUCGGCCAUCUCAGAGCUACAAUCCACACCAGCAUCAACACUGGCAGAGGCGACUACUGCUCAUCGACCCGCGUUCGUCCGACCGGCCACGCAAGCGCCAGAGUCCCUCGAACCCGUGGCGGAACUCUUCUCACCUCACAGACGAGGGCAGAAGUUUGUUCCUGGAGGCAUGGCGGCAAUGGUACAGCAGUGGGUGCUUGAGACGGGUCAAGCGGCCGCGCAAAGUCGCAAAGUACAAGGCCACUCGACAGCGGAGGACUACGUGAUGCGGGGACAAAUUGAGGGGAGAGUGGAAGGAGAUGGGCCAUUCACUGCGUUUGCCACGCUGGCGAAUGGAGAUGGUAGGAGUUUGUUGCUGGUAGGGGGUGAUGGGGCAGGCAGGAGUGAGGUGCGAGAUGGAGUAUUUGUGGGCAUUCGGGCACCCGUGUGGGAUUUGGAGCUUGAUGGGAAAGGAUGGAUGGUGGCCGUGGACUGGCGAGUGUUGCGCGAGAGUUGACGAGUGUCGAUCAGGUCAACACAACACGAAGAAAGUGCAGCAUUCCAUCACUGCCAAGAUGUUGCCAACAAAGAUGCCGCGUAGUUGAAUGAUGACGUCCAUCGGAUCUCGCCAUUGAGGGUAGGAGGAAUAUUGUUGCCUUGGAGAG
Molecule: messenger RNA, 1293 nt
Organism: Neohortaea acidophila
Lineage: Eukaryota; Fungi; Ascomycota; Dothideomycetes; Mycosphaerellales; Teratosphaeriaceae
Exons: 2
Coding region: 180-1145 (321 amino acids)
Source: RefSeq, a predicted model, not a curated record